AUGGACACGCUACGCAAAUAUCUAAACCAGGUUAAAGUGCCGUGCGCCAGCGAUAACGUCUACAAGGAGGAGUGCGUAUACUCGUUUGACAAUCCAGAAUCGGACACCGGCUUGUACGUGAGUUUGGUGAGCUUUCUCGGGUUUGGAGAGCAGCAUGUACGCACCUAUGCCGACCGGACAGGGAACCGGGUUUUUCUUUAUCUGAAGCGUGAUAAAAUCGAAGUGCCGGAACAGACUGGAUCAGCGGUAGAUGGUGCUGCCGGUGGUGGUGCGGAUGGUCCGGAGAAAAAAAUCACCCGACUAGCGAUUGGGGUUGAGGGUGGCUACACCGGCACGGAGAAUAAGAAGUACGAAUACAAAGAACACUUCCAGGUGGUUGUGUUUGAUGAUCCGGUCGUACGGUUGGAGUACCCGAACGCGGACUUGCCGCUGCAGGUGCAGAAUGCGGUGGAAGCGGUACAGAAGGCGGAAGCGGCAUCGGUGAAGCGUGAGCGGGAACAGCUGGCAGGGACGUGGGACGGUGAAAUACGUCAAGUGUCGACGCAUGCGGCCGAUUUGCUGCAGCUGGAGAAUGGCAAGAAGAUACCGCCGACCGGGUGGAAGUGUGAGAAGUGCGAUCUUACAAACAACCUUUGGCUAAACCUGACGGACGGUUCGAUUAUGUGUGGACGUAAAUUCUUCGAUGGUUCGGGUGGCAACGAUCAUGCGGUGAACCAUUACAAGGAAACAAAUUACCCACUGGCAGUCAAGCUGGGUACGAUAACGGCCGAUGGGAAGGGUGAUGUUUACAGCUACAGCGAGGACGAUAUGGUGGAGGAUCCGUAUCUGGUGAAGCAUCUCGCACACUGGGGCAUCAAUGUGGGUCAGCUGGAGAAGACGGAAAAAUCGAUGAUUGAGCUGGAACUGGAUCUUAACCAGCGAAUCGGCGAAUGGGGCAUCUUGUGUGAGAGUGGCAGCCAGCUAAAACCGAUCGCGGGACCGGGAUACACCGGGAUGAAGAAUCUGGGCAACACGUGCUAUCUGAACAGUGUGAUGCAGGUGCUGUUUACCAUCCCGGACUUUGUUCGACGAUUUGUCGAUGGUUCGAAGACGAUUUUCGACAGCUUUCCGGCGGAUCCGGCUAACGAUUUUAAUGUCCAGAUGGCUAAGCUAGGCACCGGACUGUGCAGUGGACGGUACAGUGUCCUGUCGGACAACUCCCUAGACGCUGCGGACUCUACUGGAGGUAUCGCACCGACCAUGUUCAAGGCUCUCAUCGGUCAGGGACAUCCCGAUUUCUCUACCAAACAGCAGCAAGAUGCUCAGGAGUUUUUCCUGCAUAUUGUCAGUACGCUCGAGAAGCACAGCCGUCAUCAGGCAAAUCCGGCCGAAGCACUCCGCUUCUGCAUCGAGGACCGAGUCGAAUGUUGCUCCAGCGGCAAAGUAAUGUACAACCGGCGUGAUGAAUGGUGUCUCCCGCUACAGAUCCCGCUGCAGAAAGCGACCAAUCUCGAUGAGGUUAAGCAGUACGAAGCGGAGCGAACCGCUGCCGAACGGGAAGGUCGCCGUCUGGAUCCGGACGCACUAGUCCGACCGAAAAUAACACUCGCCGCCUGUCUGGACACAUUCGCGCAACCCGAACUGGUGGAUCAAUUUUACAGCACGGCGAUCGGUGCAAAAACGACGGCCAAAAAGACGACCAAGCUCGCCUCCAUGCCCGAUUAUUUGCUGUUGCAUUUGAAGAAAUUUACCCUAAAGGAAGACUGGACCUCGCUGAAGCUGGACGUUGCGAUCGACAUACCGGAGGUGUUGGAUCUAGAAACGCUGCGCGGAACCGGCAAGCAACCGAACGAGGAAGAACUCCCGGACAUUGCGGGUCGCGAGCCGACCCCUCCGCCAAUGGAUCCGGAAGUGUUGGAUCAGCUGAUCGGGAUGGGUUUCCCACCGGAGGCUUGCAAGCGUGCAAUCUUCUUCACGAAGAAUACCGGCAUUGAGCCGGCCACACAGUGGAUGGUUGAGCAUAUUGCCGAUUCGGACUUUGCCAGUCCGUUUGUACCGCCCGGUACGGGUGGCAAGAGUGGUUCGGGAGCUGGUGGAGCUGCCGCCUUUGUACCCGAUCCGGUUGGGCUGGAGAUGCUGAUGGGAAUGGGCUUCACCGAUCGGCAAGCAACGAAGGCGCUGAAGGAAACUGGGAACAACACGGAACGGGCUGUUGAUUGGAUCUUUUCCCACACGGACGAGCUGGACAGUAUGGCGAUCGAUGAUGCAACUUCCGAUAGUGUUGCGACAGCAGCGGCAGCUGCCGGUGGUAGCGACGGUGCAGCUACCGGAAGCAAGCAGGGAUCUUCAUACCGUGAUGGAACUGGCAAAUAUAAACUGGUUGCAUUCAUUUCCCACAUGGGCACAUCGGCCCAGGUCGGCCAUUACGUUUGCCACAUCCUCAAGGACGGCCAGUGGGUCAUCUUUAACGACAACAAGGUCGCGAUCUCGCAGAAUCCACCCAAAGAGCUCGGCUACCUGUAUCUCUACCAGCGGGUGUAAAAAAAAUACACACACACACACACAUUGACGA
Anopheles maculipalpis is the source of this 2551-nucleotide messenger RNA. RefSeq names its product ubiquitin carboxyl-terminal hydrolase 5 (gene Usp5). The transcript is spliced from 3 exons. Gene Ontology annotation, molecular function: protein binding; cysteine-type deubiquitinase activity; zinc ion binding. Bases 1 to 2520 code for a protein of 839 amino acids. Lineage: Eukaryota; Metazoa; Arthropoda; Insecta; Diptera; Culicidae. The record is from RefSeq and is a predicted model, not a curated record. Gene Ontology annotation, biological process: protein deubiquitination.